CAUCGUCCACGUUAAAACGUGUGGUUCGAUUUUAAUCGAGACUUUUCAAUCGAUAAUAUAAUCCCAUUGGAACGGGUUGCAAUAAGAAACGAAGAAUAAGAAGAAACCGAUAAAAUUACGAUAAUUGCACUGACGUGUUACAUAAUUGGAGAUUAUAAAAAAGUUAUCGAAAUAUGAAGUAACGUGGCGGACGAGGUUAUUGACUAUGGUCGUGGAUCGAGUUUCGUAUUUGUAUUGACUAGUAUUAAUAGCGUAUAUCUCGUAGCGGGAUUAACAGGUUCCGAGUUUUAUUAUAUUCGAAAUAUACGGUAAAACGCAGACAUAAUAACGCUAACGUCGAAAAAUUAAUUUAGGAAGAUAAUAUUAUCUUCGGGUCGAAUAGAUGAAAUGGAAGAACAUGGCGCGUCUUGUUGGUCAAAAUGGAUUAGUCCGUUCAGUACACACACGAUAAGUGAUUGCGCUCGUAUAUCAUUCGGUGAAAAGAAACCGUAGCCGCUUCCGGCUUCUUGUGCAAUGUCGGGAACAAGAAAACGUUAUGAAUGUACUAAUGAGAUGAAUCUCGCAAUUAUUAUCGUAUAUAGCGAUACAAUUCAUAAAGUUGCCAAAUAGUAAACGCUUGUUUUCUUUCUUUCGUGCCUUAUCAUCCAUCGUUUUUCCAACAAUUAUUCCAAAUGUGAUCCUAAUUAUAGAUUAAAGCGGUCGGAUUUUUCAACUCUGUUACAUUGGUAACAAGGUGGAACCGGAGCUCCUGUUUAUUUAUAUGAUCCACUUAAGAAUAAUUUAUAAAUUUCAAACAGCUUCGUUCCUUCCUACUUCGAUUGUAUACAAUGCGCGAUCAGAUUUACACGCAGACACGCUCACUAUUUUUACGAGUACAAUUUAUCUCGGUUUAUCUUUAUCUUCGUUCUCUGUUUCUUGAUUUCGUUCGAAAUUUACUCAAGCGUAGAAAUUUACUCAAGGCGAAACUUCAUUUUCAUCCCGUAACCAUAAUCGUAACCUUUGCGUAUAUUCGUAUCGUGAAUGAAAGCUCGUUCCUUUCACGCGAGGCAGUGACCUUUCCCGAUGCGGAGAAUCGUCUCCGUAGGAAGCGUAAAACAUGGCUGCUGUUUAAUCCGUGGGUCAGGAUGGAUCCAACGUGUACGGCGAUUCUACUGGGUCAGAUUCACGCUUGACCUGGGCUGAACGGAUACUUGUAACCAUGUAUCAAGCGGCAAGAACAUCGCCUCCUUCCGGAUGCUUGCGCAAUGUAGGGAACAAGGAAGCGGAGAAAGAAAUGAUAAUUAUUACGUAGGUAGCGGCGAAUCGUGGUCGAGCGAGAAAAUCAUUCGAGCCGAAAUUAAAUCGAAGCUUUUGCUUUCGAAUAAUCGGGUGUGUGUAUAGCCUCUACGUGUUAAGAUGAUGGAGGAAUGGAAAAGGGGGGAGGCGGGGAGAAGGGGUCAUCGUUGUUUUGCAACGUUCCCAGAUGGGAUCGAUAGCCUUUCACGUCGAUCGCUUCGCGCCACGAUCGAUUAUAAAUGUUUCGCCGUGGUUCAUUUGUGGAGUCUACGCGAGUUUCUUCUCCACGAUUUACCUUGAACGUUUUCAAAAUUAUCACGUGAUGAAUAUCGUGAAUAAGAAUCCAAAGAUUACAAGGUUUUAUACCGGAAGCAUAGUGAAUCGGCACCAUAAAAAGAUAUUGUUCGAAAAUUAUAGUGAAACGGGGAAAGGUUUAGCUGAAUGGGCGUUCCUGGCGAGCUUACGUAAAAUGAAGAUACGAUUCCGCUUGAAGAGCGUAUGUGCAAAAAAGGAUACGUAAACCGUACUAUAUAAUAUCUAUAAUACCCGUGUGAUCGUGGUUUGGCGCAGCAUAUAUGUAUGUAGACAGCAUAUGGGGAGAUCGUGGUUGAGAAUUACGUAAGCUUCCAUGAGAGAAAGAGCUGUCCGCUAGAAAGCAUGUCAAUGCAGCGAUCAAACUGUUUUUAUAUAGUUUUCUAAUAUCUUGUCUUGUUCCGUGUAAUUCAUUUUCCGUCACGCUUCGAUUCACGAAGUCGGAAUAAAAUGUGAUUUUCGUUCGAUAAAAUGUCGAUACGGGAUAUAAAAUUAUUCGAAAAAACCGAUCGAAAAUAUAAAUUUUCCACCUUUGUUGUUCGACCUAGAUUUUCUUUUUACCAGAAUGUAAGGAAGAAAAGAGAACGCGGUGAAUGUGUUGCCCUUCGCCGAAGGCAGCGAAUUAAACAGAGUUAAAAAGUUGACGGAGCAGGAUCACCGUUAAGUGGAACAACAACAAGGUGUCGCCCAGUAAAUCGCUUUGCCGACUAACCUAUAAAUUUCGCAUACAUUUAUUCGAAUUUUCAUAAACGAACGGUAUCACUUUGUCGUUAUCGACUUAUGCGCGAUGAAGAUAUUAAUAAUUCCAAUAUCCAAGUAUGUUAAACUUUCGUGAAGAUAUUAAAUAAACUUUACUUGAUACUCUUUAAUAGAUACGUGAAUCACGUCAUGACUUUUUUAAUAUUUUUACAUUUUUUUUUUUUUUAUUAUAACUAACGAGGAUUGAUUAUUAUUCAAAAAUACGUAAAUGUACUAUCGAAAGACGUAAAUAAAGUAAUUAGAGAAGACUAUUAUUCAAAAAAGAGACGGGUAAUUUUCAUAUUUUAAAAAAAAACUUUUCACGUCAAUUCUUUUAACCUCCGUAAAAUUCUAAAUAGAUCUAGAAAAAGAUAGAUAAAAAGAAAUAAGAAAGAAAAAAAUUAGUAAGUUAAUUGUUUUACGUUGAAACUAUAUAACCCAGUAUUAAGAAAUAUAAAGAUAAUUAAUGUAUAAUUAAAACAUUAGACAUAAAUUUAAUCGUAUCGAAUGUUCGAUCUCCGAUAUCUUUCCUCGAACGUCGAAGUUCAAGUUGAGAAGAAUACAGUAGCAAGAGAUCGAAUAACGCUCGAAUAACGUAGUGAUUGAAGAUGGUAUCGCUGGAGAGAGGUGAUAAAACACGUUUUCCCAAUAAGUACCGACAGAUGCAAUUACGGUUAUCUACAGUUAAGGUCAGAGAAAAAAGGAGUUCGGGUCUCGACGGUCUAGUUUGCUUUGUUGGAUCGAAUGCACGAAUGUAUCUCUGAACUCGUUCGCUUAGAAAGACUUAUCUGGUAUAUACGGCAUUAAUGGUCGAGCCUACGCCCAUCUUAGACGGUAUUAUAUACCGUUAUAUUAUUUAUAACGAGGAAACAUAUUUUGCCUACGCUUAUGCGCCUUCCUCUAUAGCUACAUUUUUCACGCUUCCUUCGUUUGCUAUAACGAUACGAUCAUGUUUUCAUUUGAGUGUUAAUUAGAGCUGGGAUUCAGUUGAUUCGAAAUUAUUAUAACGCAAAAUAAAUGGUUGUACCGAUUAAUUUAUCAAGUUGUAACUCGUUAAAUAUUUUUGAAUGCUCCCGCCGCUUAAUUGUAGAAAUUCAUUUUAUCGACAUCCAUCAAAAUGCUUUUUUGUUGUAUAUGCUUCAUUUUAUACAUAAGUUUCCGAUCAAUUUUCUUAUUAUUCUUAUUUUACAAUUAAAAAACAAAAUUAAACAUGGGUUAAGAUCUUCUGUUCUUUUAUCAAAGAUAUCUUUAUGUUAUGUUUUUCUAUUUCUAUAAUUAUAUAGAUCGUGUUUCCGUUUUCAAUCUUCUAAUUUCUUCAUCUUGUGCGUUCAGUUUUAUUAUUUAUUUUUUAUUGUAAUCGUUAUGAUUGAACUUGUUUAUUAUACCAAUUAGUGUUUGCAUCAAAGUUUGCAAUGCACGUAUGCACGAAUAGAAAAAGAAAAUCCGAAACAAACAUCGUAGAUAAUUUUUUACUUUUCAACUUCGUUACUGAUUGGAAUUAAGUUCGAUAGUUCAUAACGUUCGCUGUAAGAUGGCUCUAACCGCGUUCAGAGAGCUGUAUGUGUUGGGCUUUUCAGCUGAUGGUUUGUAUGUGGUCAAGAUGGCUUCCGCGGAACAAGUCGGUCUGAACAAAACUUGGGAAUUAUCGCUUUACGAACUUCAUCGUACCCCUCAGGAUGCAAUUACUGACAAUACAGAGAUUGCGGUCAGCCCGCGAAGUUUACACAGUGAACUUAUGUGUCCGAUUUGUUUGGAUAUGCUUAAAAAAACUAUGACUACCAAAGAGUGCUUACAUCGGUUCUGUUCCGAUUGUAUCAUCACAGCACUUAGGAGCGGUAAUAAGGAAUGCCCAACAUGCAGAAAAAAAUUGGUCUCUAAAAGAUCUUUAAGACCAGAUCCUAAUUUUGAUCUAUUGAUUUCCAAGAUAUAUCCUAGCCGUGAUGAAUAUGAGGCACAUCAAGAGAGAGUAUUGGCAAAAUUGAACAAGUCACAUUCACAGGCUGCAUUGGUAAAUUCUAUUACAGAGGGAAUCAAAUUACAAAGUCAAAAUCGUUCUCAGAGAUCCAGAAAAAAUGCCAAUGAAUCAGAGAAUGCUAGUAACGCAACAUCUUACAAUAAUUCUCAAAAUGCCAGUGCACCGGCUACACCAAAUGCUACGAAUGCUGCAAAUCAAAGCGAUUCUUCUCAAAGUACCACAGGACCUUUAAAUAAUAGUAGUGGAGGUACAACUUCUAGGAAUUCUACCACACCAUCGCCAAAUCCUGCAAAUCAAAUUCCAAAACCACCAAAACGACAGAAAAGUUUACAAAAUUCUGAAAAUGAUUCGUCUAGUGCAGAAGCUGAAACUGGUGGUGGUGAUUCUAUGGUAGAUACAGAGGGUGAAGGUCCUAGUGAACCUUUAAUGUUAAACGAGAUUGAACUUGUUUUUAAACCACAUCCCACGGAAAUGGCCGGGGAUAAUUCACUUAUAAAAGCGUUGAAAGAAAAUAGUAUUCGAUAUAUAAAAACAACAGCUAACGCGACAGUUGAUCAUCUGAGCAAGUACCUGGCUAUGCGACUAACAUUGGAUCUGGAUACAGAAUUAUCAGAAUCAGACAGGCUACUCAAUUUUUGUAUUUAUAUAGCACCUUCUCCUGGUCAAUUAGUAGUUUUAAGCGGAUCUCAAACUUUAAGACAAGUCAAUGAUAAAUUCUGGCGCGUAAAUCGACCCCUGGAAAUGUAUUAUUCGUGGAAAAAGACCUAGGGAAGGCCUCGGAAAUAUCAGUCUGAUGGGAGCUAGUCGCGUUAAGCUCCAAAAAAUAUAUAAAAAAAUAUAAAAAAAUUUUUAUUAUGUGGAGUACAGAAACGCGCAUUGUUAUAUCAAGAUAGACCGAUAUAUUUUACUGUACUUCAAUAGCCUUGGAUUAUGUUCAAGGAUCGAGAAAGAUAGAAAAGAGGAAGUUCCUCGUACUAGUGGACAGUGGUGCAAUUUUUCUCUUCACGGGAGUGGUUGCUCGUUUGUUUUCUCUGAAGAGGGCAGUAGAAGAACGAAUAGAUUUUUAAUUGAAGCUUUGUACAGCGAUUUAUUCUAAAUGCAACAGAGUUCAAUCUCGGGUACAAACUGCCAUUCACCAGAUUGUAUUGGAUCAUGAAUAGAUCAAGGGAUUUUUGUGUCUACAAACCGUGAACAGCAUAUAAUAUUAUCAAACUAUAUCCUUUUUUCACAGGUGUAAGUUAAUCCGGUGCGCCCAGUUACGAUACUUCAAGUUUAUGGCCUCGAUGGUUAAAUAACUUAUUCAAAAAAAUAAGUCUUCGAUUCCUUGUGGACCAUUCUGUACAGAUUCACAAAAAAAAAAAAAAA
This is a messenger RNA of Apis mellifera (honey bee), 5665 nucleotides long. RefSeq names its product E3 ubiquitin-protein ligase RING1 (gene Sce). The coding region runs from base 3857 to 5068 and encodes 403 amino acids. NCBI's taxonomy places the organism in Eukaryota, Metazoa, Arthropoda, Insecta, Hymenoptera, Apidae. Gene Ontology annotation, molecular function: ubiquitin protein ligase activity; chromatin binding. Gene Ontology annotation, cellular component: ubiquitin ligase complex; PcG protein complex. The record is from RefSeq and is a predicted model, not a curated record. The transcript has 4 exons.